Rhizoctonia solani is the source of this 552-nucleotide messenger RNA. RefSeq lists its product as uncharacterized. The record is from RefSeq and is a predicted model, not a curated record. The transcript has a single exon. Bases 1 to 552 code for a protein of 183 amino acids. NCBI's taxonomy places the organism in Eukaryota, Fungi, Basidiomycota, Agaricomycetes, Cantharellales, Ceratobasidiaceae.
AUGCCUGGUUUGGGCACAAUGGGAGGGACUAACCUAACUUCCUCUCAAAUACAAUCAGGAAGGUCUGCCCCAUCCUCUUGUACCCAUACUCCUGCCCCUGCAGCUGUGCCGCCUCAUGUAUAUUCCCCCAUGUCUUUUAGUCAGAUGACAGAUCAUGAAGUACUUGAUAUGGUUGCCCAGAAUAUGAUUGUAUUAAAAAAAGAAUUUUCCCAACUACAAGGCGCUUAUGAAGCACAACACAAUCAAAUAGCACUAUUAAGGGCUGAACUGGAAGAACAUUGCAAUCAAUUGUGCAACCAACAUAUUUUCUAUUCCAAUCAAAUCCAGGGAGCUGCUGCUUCCAUCCAAGCUGUGCAAGAUCAGCUUAUUCAUUCAUCUCCCUCUUGCCCUACAGCUCCUCCUCCUGUCCCACCUGUUGGCACUGCAGCUGCUACCAAUCCUCUUCCUGCUCCUGCAACCUCCAAUUCUGACUUAAAGUUUGCCAAGCCCAACAAGUUCAGCGGCAAAAAGGAGGAUGCCCUUAAUUUAUUAUUGCUUGUCAGGCCUAUAUAA